Messenger RNA from Fusarium vanettenii 77-13-4, 969 nucleotides. RefSeq lists its product as uncharacterized. Gene Ontology annotation, molecular function: aspartic-type endopeptidase activity. The transcript is spliced from 5 exons. Lineage: Eukaryota; Fungi; Ascomycota; Sordariomycetes; Hypocreales; Nectriaceae. Gene Ontology annotation, biological process: proteolysis. The annotation marks the transcript as partial. The record is from RefSeq and is a predicted model, not a curated record.
GUUGAAAUCGGAAACCCACCGCAAAAGACUCUCGUCCAAGUCGACACAGGAUCUGCCUACCUCUGGGUCAAUGCAAACUGCUCCUCGGCACCUUCGGCUUUUGAUCAACAAAGGUUCUGCCAAAACGUUCCUCGCUACGACCCUGGAGCCUCUAGCUCUGUUGAGGGACCUAUUGGCUCUCGUACCCUGGGAUACGGGUCGGGCGAAGAGGUGAUUGGUGCUAUUGUUGAUAUCUACGAAGACUCGGUUACCAUAAAGACCCAAAGAUUUGGAGUUGCAUCCAACAGCCUUGGGCUUCCAGUCGGCAUCAUGGGACUUGGACCUGUCUUCAACGCCACUUUCGAUUUUAGGGAGCCGUACGCUUUGGUGCUGGAUUCGUUGGCGGUAGACAGCAUUAUUGCCAGCAGAGCGUAUAGCCUUGCCCUUGGAUCUGCGUCGGAUGAUGCAGGUUCCUUGAUUUUCGGUGGUUUGGAUCGAGGCAAAUUCUCUGGGACGCUCAAGAAAGCUCCAGUCGUCAAGAGUCGAGACGGCGGUACAAGAUUCACAGCCAACCUCUCGUCCAUUGGAAUUGACGCUGGAAACGGGACCCGUCGACAAUAUUCUCUGAAAGACACCAAUUUCCACCUUGACAGUGGCCACACAUUCUCCAAGCUAAAGGCGGACCUUGCAGAGCAAAUAUUCAAGGAUCUAGGCGCCGAAUUGGACGAGGACCUCGGCUUCUAUCUCGUUGACUGCAAGGUGCGAGACCACGAAGGAGGCGUCACAUUUGGAUUUGGAGGUGAUAAGACCAUCACGGUUCCCUUCCAUGAGUUUGUGUAUACCGCUCAGGGUCUAUGUGCAGUCGGUCUUGAGCCUAUCAAGGAGGGUGAACAGCAGGUUCUUGGUGACAGCUUCCUGAGGGCGGCAUACGUCGUCUUUGACUGGGAUAAUGAGAAUAUUCAUAUCGCACAAGCUGCCAACUGCAGCUCA